Molecule: messenger RNA, 1967 nt
Organism: Rhododendron vialii
Lineage: Eukaryota; Viridiplantae; Streptophyta; Magnoliopsida; Ericales; Ericaceae
Product: adenylate isopentenyltransferase-like
Exons: 2
Coding region: 377-1501 (374 amino acids)
Biological process (GO): cytokinin biosynthetic process; tRNA modification
Cellular component (GO): mitochondrion
Molecular function (GO): tRNA dimethylallyltransferase activity; AMP dimethylallyltransferase activity
Source: RefSeq, a predicted model, not a curated record
AUACAAAGAGCACUCCCCCCCCUUCUCCGGUAACCAUUGUGCCCAACUCUUUCCAUUCGCAGUUCAAAACACCAUAUUAAGGUCAUCACCCACUGGAGCAGGAGAGAGAAACCCACACCCAGAGAGAGAGAGAGAGAGAGAGAGAGAGAGGCAUGAAGAGAAUGAAUGGCAUAGUAUACGCAGUGACAGAACCAAUAAAAAUCAGAAACAGAGUACUACUACUUGAAAAAACAAUGUCCGCGUGACGGAAUGAGAGGUUACCAGUACUCAAUCUAUACUCUCUCCUACGUAUCACUAAUCGACAGCUCAUCUAGCUGUUAGCUGAUCACCUCAACGCGCGCCCACAGUAUUCUUACCCCCCACAAACUCUUCCUUAAUGCGACUGCCAUUCUUCCCACCCAGUAGUACUACUACUACUACUACUACUUACCGUCACCGCACCCGCAUCAAAUUAUUCUCUCCUGCCCAAAUGGAGUACUGCCACUACCACGCCACCACUCCCCGCCGCCAACGCCGCAAAAUCGUCAUCAUCAUGGGGCCCACGGGGUGCGGCAAGUCCCGGCUCUCGAUCGACCUCGCCACGAGAUUCUUCCCUUCCGAAGUCGUAAACUCCGACAAAAUCCAAGUCUACCGCGGCCUGGACAUCACCACCAACAAGAUCCCAAUGCCCGACCGCCGCGGCGUCCCCCACCACCUCCUCGGCGAGAUAGUCGACCCCCACCUCACCCCCUCCGAGUACCGCUCCCUCGCCGCCAGGUCCGUCUCCGGCAUCUCCGACGGUCGCAAGCUCCCCCUGGUCGUCGGCGGCUCCAACUCCUUCAUCCACGCCCUCGUCGCGAACCGGUUCGACCCGAAUUCGGACGUCUUCCACGAAACGGAACCCGACCCCGUGUCGAAAGAUCUCCGGUACGACUGUUGUUUUCUCUGGGUGGACGUGGCAAUCCCGGUCCUGAACCAGUAUCUGGAGAAGAGAGUGGACGAGAUGCUCGACUCGGGAAUGCUCGAGGAGCUGGAGGAGUACUUCGACUCGGGCGAGUUCCGCGAGUCGGGCGAGUCGACCGGGCUGAGGCAGGCGAUCGGGGUACCGGAGUUCGAGCCGUAUUUCAGGAAGUUCCCAUCGCACACGAUUGGUACGAAUCGCGAGGUGGAUUCGAUGCGGAGGGCGGCGUACGAGGAGGCGGUUAGGGCGAUCAAGGAUAACACGUGUCAGCUGGCGAAGAGGCAGGCGGGGAAGAUCCAGCGGCUGAAGGGCGCCGGGUGGGACCUGCGGCGGCUGGACGCCACGGAGGUCUUUAGGGCGGCGAUGGGGGGGUUGGGCAGCGGGUCGGAUUCGGGUAGCGCGUCGGGUGUCUGGGAGAGGCAAGUCGUGGAGCCAAGCGUGAAGAUUGUGAAGCGGUUCUUGGCGGAGACAAGGAUGUUGAGGAUUCCUACAUUCCAUUUUGGUACCAUGAAAAGGCUAGGCCCUCUCUCUUGUCCUUAUCAGAGCAACUGCAGCCCUUAGCUACCUCGGGAGUGUGACACCUGGUCAAUUUUCAGGAGUGAUUAUGCAGUGCUAUUGGAGCACCGUUAUUUGACGCUUUCACGGAUCUUUUCCAUCACACAUUUAUGUGAGAGUCCAUGCGCUUGAUGGUGGCAGAGUCCGCGUAAAUGUAUGAGAAGAAGGCCCUUGGGCACCAAGUGCCGGUGCUUAGUGCUUCAGGAGCAAGUAAUAAUUUUCAAGAGAACAGAGUUUCAGAUCACAAGUUUGCUACUGAUCAGGGUUCCAUAAAUUCUGUAAUCUUUUGUUUCAUGGGUUUAAAUUAAGAGAUAUGUUGUCCAAUCUAGCUAUUGAACUCCCAAAGCCAUCUCCACAUGACAAAAACCCUUUUCCCUUUCUUCAUAGUUGUAAUUUAUGUUUAUGAUGAUUUUCUUUUCUUGUACUUUCAAAAAGAAAGAAGAAAUCUCAAGCACUUUGCCUCAUUGAACCA